This is a messenger RNA of Fraxinus pennsylvanica, 561 nucleotides long. Lineage: Eukaryota; Viridiplantae; Streptophyta; Magnoliopsida; Lamiales; Oleaceae. The record is from the annotation of a GenBank genome assembly.
AUGAAUAAAAUAGGUGGGAGUACUGUGAAUAAAAUGGACAGAAAGGCCAUUGAAAAGAACAGAAGAAUUGUCAUGAAAGAUCUGUGUUUUAAGCUUAACUCUCUCAUCCCUCCUCAGCACAUGAAACCAGCAAAGGAAGUUUUAUCGCAACAAGAUCUGUUCGACCAGGCUGCAAGUUACAUUAAGCAACUUAAAGAAGGAAUAGAGGAAUUAAAGAGUAGAAAGAGGCUCCUAGAUUUGAGCACUGCAGAUGAAGCAAACAAUAGUAUCAGAGAUUCAGUAAUGUAUGGAGUAAAAUUGCCAUUUUUGAGAUUUAGAGACUUCGGUUGUAGCUUUGAAGUUGUUUUGAUAAGUGGGAACACGAAGAAGUUCAUGUUACAUGAAGUUAUUAGAAUACUCGAAGGAGGAGGAGCAGAAGUUGUCACUGCUAAUCUUUCUAAUAUUGGAGUCAACGUUUUCCUCACGCUUCACGCUAAGGUUAAAUUUAGCAGAGUUGGUGUGGAUACCUCUGGGGUAUUUCAGAGGUUACAAGCAUUGGUUUCUUCAAGUAAUAUUCCAUAG